Doryrhamphus excisus (bluestripe pipefish) is the source of this 1565-nucleotide messenger RNA. It is a transcript of the gene ing3, whose product is annotated as inhibitor of growth family, member 3. The record is from RefSeq and is a predicted model, not a curated record. Gene Ontology annotation, cellular component: NuA4 histone acetyltransferase complex. Lineage: Eukaryota; Metazoa; Chordata; Actinopteri; Syngnathiformes; Syngnathidae.
CUCGCCAGCCUGCGUUAAAAUCGCGACUCACACAAAGUGCAGCGCGUCUUUGUUUUGAAACUGCAACUCCCAUCAUGCCUCUGCGCCUGUUUCUACUUGGACCAAUCACGGCACAGACUGGCGCGUGAGUCACCACUCUGACCUCACAUGGAGCUAUUUUUUCCCGAGCGAGGCAACGGCUGACGGCGCCAUCUUGAAAGACACUAUUUGUAUCAUUAAACACGUUAAAGCUCCAAUUUGGCGCUAUGUUGUACCUGGAGGAUUAUCUCGAGAUGAUCGAGCAGCUUCCCAUGGACCUUCGCGACAGGUUUACGGAAAUGCGAGAGAUGGACCUGCAGGUCCAAAAUGCGACUGACCAGCUGGAGCAGAAAGUGGUAGACUUCUUCGUCAACGCCAAGAAGAACAAGCCAGAGUGGCGUGAAGAGCAGAUGGAGGUCAUUAAAAAGGAUUAUUAUAAAGCCCUGGAAGACGCCGAUGAGAAGGUCCAGCUGGCCAAUCAGAUUUAUGACCUGGUGGACCGGCACCUGCGCAAGCUGGACCAAGAACUGGCCAAGUUCAAGAUGGAGCUGGAGGCGGACAACGCCGGCAUCACAGAGAUCCUGGAAAGACGUUCUUUGGAGAUGGACAGUCCGUCCCAGCCCGUCAACAACCACCACAUCCACUCCCACGCCGCCGCCGAAAAGAGGAAGUACAAUGCCUCCAUGCACCACACGACGGAACACAUCCCCGAGAAGAAGUUCAAGUCGGAAGCGCUGCUGUCCACGCUGACGUCGGACGCCUCCAAAGAGAACACGCCAGGUUGUCGCAGCAACAGCAUGCCGUCCUCGGCUAACAGCAUCUACAGCGUCAACUCCUCACAACCUUUGACCUCGUAUAGCCUCAGCUCCCUGCCCACCGGGCCGGGGGCGGGGGCCGGCGCCAUCACCAUGGCGGCCGCGCAGGCCGUGCAGGCCACAGCACAGAUGAAGGAGGGUCGCAGGACGUCCAGCCUGAAGGCGAGCUACGAGGCCAUCAAGAACAACGACUUCCAGCUCAGCCGAGACUUUUCCUUGUCACGUGACAACUCGCCAUACCCGUCUUCCGCCCUGGCGUCCACGCUCACGCAGACACUCGCCCCCGCCGCCGCCGCCUCCGACUCCCGGGGCCGCAAGUCCAAAAGCGGCGUGAAGUCUUCCAGCCAUCAGUCGUCUUCAUCUUCGUCGUCCUCCUCGCUGUCGUCCUGCUCGUCCUCAUCGGCGUUGGCGCAGGAACUUUCCCAGCAGGCGUCGGUGCUGCCAGAGGCCGAGGCCAACAGCCAGGUGGACUGGACCUACGACCCAAACGAGCCGCGCUACUGCAUCUGUAACCAGGUGUCCUACGGCGAAAUGGUCGGCUGCGACAACACAGAUUGUCCCAUCGAGUGGUUCCACUACGGCUGCGUGGGUCUGAGCGAAGCGCCCAAAGGGAAGUGGUUUUGUCCGCAGUGCACGGCCGCCAUGAAGCGCAGAGGAAGCCGCCACAAGUAGACGUCAAGGAAAUAAAGUCCACCUUUUUAACAGAAUAAAAGUCUCCUUUGUUUCUUCAAA